CUCCCAUGGUCGACUUGUUGUCAUGGAUGUGUGUGUCGCCGCGAUCGAGGUGAUGAUAUUGUACGACCUUUUGCAUGCAUUCAGCGCAGACGAUCCGUACAGUACGCUUCGGCACAUCCAUUAUGUUACGAGAAAAUCAUUAAAUAGGUGUCACCGUAUUUCGUUUGCGGACAAAAGCGUGAAAGUGAACCGAUUUCAAAUGGAUUUGCCAUCAAUACUCUUGCUAUUGUAUCGCAGAAUAGGUCUUGUUCCGUUGCAUGACGAUCGAAAUGAUGAGGAGGAUUAAAUUCAUCUUGUUCUGAUCAGGGAUCUUUCCCAUCUCCCUAAGGCUGCCGAUCGCCAGUGUGCACAGUUGUUCGCAGCGAAACCAGCUGGAACGAUUGCAACAUUUUAAUGACGGCUCGAGCUCAUCGUAGCUAGAAUCCAGUGGCAUGACAGAAGAAUAAUUUGGGAAAACGCAUUGCCUGAACGUGAAAUGAAAACGAAGAUGUCGAUAGAAAACGUGAGGUGUCCUAUACGAAGAUGAUAUUCUUCAGAAACCACCUCGUUUGAUUGUCUUUACAUCUGCAUCUUUCCUCUGCAACCGUAGCAACAGGUGGGCAACUAAAAUUUACCAAUCAACCAAUCGGUGAGAGCGCUGUCCCACCAUGUCGAGUGAAGCUCAUCCAGGAAUCGGCCAAUCAGCGCUGGGCUCCUCCGUCAGCCUCCGCCGCUCAGCCUGGGAGAAGAAAGAGCUUGAGAAGAAGGAAGAUGAGAGAGCACUCGUUACCUCCUCUCACAGUCAAACAGAACUCCGGCAGGAGGAAGAGGCUCAUCUGGGUCCCGCUCACGCCAACUUCCAGGUUGAUCCUCCACACACCAUGCCUACAGAAAACAACCACCACCAUGCUGCCUCCUACCAUCACCCUCCCAACAGGCCCAGCAGUAGCACCUCGACGCGAAGCGCCCAGUCCAGAAAGUCGGCGUGGGACGAGCCGCCGCGGGACAAGCGGGUUACGCCUGUUGUCCCGCAGAAGAAAACAACGGAGGUUGGGCAGCACGGGGACGUUCGGGUGCGAUCGGUUGAACUCCAAGAGGUAAACGGCAGGCCGCGGGAUGGGGAGCCCGAUUUAAUGUUGGAUAUCACAUGUAUGGAAUCAAUUAAAGGAUUUACCAAAGUCUUCAAAUCAAAAAAGUUCAAAUCGCCUCACCUUGAGGACCUCUAUCAACGCUACUUCUUCAGCCUGAACAAGAGUAGUUUAUCAAGUUUGCUUGGUCUCAUCGCACUGACUGUUAUCGUUAUUCUAGGGUUUCACUACGGAGCGGGUCUUACGUCAUGGGUUAAAGGAACUUUUCUAGGACUUUUUGAAAUUGUGUUUAUCGUGCUAGGUAUCUUGUGCAAUCGGAGUGCUUUCACGCCCAGACAAUUACGCUUUGUGUGCUAUGUGGUAUUAGCGCUUCUAGGAGCCAUCGUAAUCAUCGACGUCGUCGACACCGAGCCCAGGUCGGCGACGGCGGGGGUCUGGACCACUGUGUUUAUCAUCUAUUUGAUUUAUACGCUUCUGCCGGUGCGGAUGCGGCUUGCUGUGAUGUUUGGAUUGGUUUAUUCUGUUCUUCAUGUGGCUUGUACUGUUGGCAGAAACCCACAGGAUGCUUUCCUUUGGAAGCAGGUAAGAUCCCACUUAUAUUUCAUUAAUAGGUUCCACUCACUUAUACGAAUACCAAGGCUCACAUUCUUAGCUCUGUCUAGCAGUCAAACAACAAAACCGACUGUAGACAAACCUUAG
Lytechinus pictus (painted urchin) is the source of this 1766-nucleotide messenger RNA. Its product is annotated as adenylate cyclase type 5-like. The transcript is spliced from 2 exons. The record is from RefSeq and is a predicted model, not a curated record. Gene Ontology annotation, biological process: adenylate cyclase-activating G protein-coupled receptor signaling pathway. Gene Ontology annotation, molecular function: adenylate cyclase activity. The coding region runs from base 648 to 1766 and encodes 372 amino acids. Gene Ontology annotation, cellular component: plasma membrane. NCBI's taxonomy places the organism in Eukaryota, Metazoa, Echinodermata, Echinoidea, Temnopleuroida, Toxopneustidae.